Lichtheimia ornata is the source of this 1341-nucleotide messenger RNA. RefSeq lists its product as uncharacterized. The record is from RefSeq and is a predicted model, not a curated record. NCBI's taxonomy places the organism in Eukaryota, Fungi, Mucoromycota, Mucoromycetes, Mucorales, Lichtheimiaceae. The transcript has 4 exons. The coding region runs from base 1 to 1341 and encodes 446 amino acids.
AUGGCACCUGCAAAUGAGACCGUUCAAGCUGCCUUGGUGGCUGGCCAUCUUGGACAUUUGACACCUGACCAAACCACCAUGCUCAAGCAAUUGUGGGAUCGUAUUUUGGAAUUGUUCGAACAGACCGGUGAUCCCAAUUCAAAGCCUGCUCCCAAGAAGCCUGUUGAAGAAGCAGCACCCAAGAAGUCUGGUGGAUUCUUUAGCCGUGGCAAGAAGGAACCCGAAGUUCAAACCGACUUGUUUAUUGGAAGCACCACCGAUCCCAACUGGUUGAGCCUUCCCCUUGAAAAGGCCAUGCCCUUGAUCCCCGGCAAGCAGUUGCAUGCUACUUUUUGGAACAUGGUCGCUACUGACAACCCUGAUGCUGUCAUGCUUCGUUUCCUUCGUGCUCGCAAGUGGGAUUUGGAUGCCGCCUACAACAUGUUGAGCAACACCUUGCGCUGGCGUUUGGUGAUGCGUGUCGAUGAUAUCGUUGCUCUUGGCGAAACCGGUCUCCAUGACGAACUUGAGAAACUCAAGAAGGGUAUGGGCGAAUCUUUCAUUUGGAAUCUUAAGUCCGGUAAGGCUUACCUUGGCGGCCCUGAUAAGGAUGAUCGUGGUAUUUGCUUUAUCAAUGUCCGUUUCCACCACAAGGAAGAUCAAGCUGCUGAAGUCGUCAAGCUCAUGACUUUGUAUGUGAUGGAGAACUCGCGUUUGGUCGUUGGUCAACCCAUGGAAACAUCUUGCAUUGUCUUCAAUAUGGAGGGUUUCACUCUUAGCAACAUGGACUUUGACUUUGUCAAGUUUUUGUUGUCAUGCUUGGAAGCCUACUAUCCUGAAACAUUGGGUCAAUGUUUGAUCCACAAGGCUCCUUGGGUGUUCUCGACAGUUUGGAACCUCAUCACUCCUUUGUUGGAUCCCGUGGUUGCCAGCAAGAUUCACUUUACAAAGAAUGUCAAGGAGCUCACUGACUAUGUACCUGCCACCAGCCUCCCUAGUUUCAUUUCCGGUGAUGAGAGCAAAAAGACCAAGGAUGAAAAACUCAAAGUGGGUGCUCCCAAGGCUGGUAGUUUGGAGAAGCCCAAGACCGCUGCUGUCCAAGACUAUGAAGACGCCAUCAAGGAAUACACUUUUGAGACCAAGCAAUGGACCAAGACCGAUAAGCCCGCUGAUGAUAAGGGUGAAGGUGGCCGUCUUACUCUUGCCAAGCAAUACCGUAUGGCACGUAUCAAGGCCGAUGGCGACAUCCGUGGUGAGAGCACUUGGCAACUCAAGGGCAUGUUCACCAUCACCGAUGGCCGUCUCGUGAUCGACUUUGGAAGCGACAGCUGGGUGCCAACUGAUAUCACUGAACGUGUCUAA